This is a messenger RNA of Amblyraja radiata (thorny skate), 1657 nucleotides long. RefSeq names its product LIM domain only 3 (gene lmo3). Bases 702 to 1139 code for a protein of 145 amino acids. Gene Ontology annotation, molecular function: transcription coactivator activity; DNA-binding transcription factor binding. Gene Ontology annotation, biological process: positive regulation of transcription by RNA polymerase II. The record is from RefSeq and is a predicted model, not a curated record. NCBI's taxonomy places the organism in Eukaryota, Metazoa, Chordata, Chondrichthyes, Rajiformes, Rajidae. The transcript has 4 exons. Gene Ontology annotation, cellular component: nucleus.
UUUGGCCGCAGCCAAAGCAAGCGGCUGAUUGUAACUGUCUCCACGGGGGGAAAUUGUCUACUGAGGCAGAAUCCAUCCCAUCAGCUGUUGUUUGCUCGAGUCGCCAGCCAGCCACAGUGUGUGUGGUGUCUAUCUCACGGAACGCCGCUGCCCUGUGUGUGUGUGUGUGUGUGUGUGUGUGCUCUCUCUCUCGUAGCCGCGGUUUCUCGCCAACAACCUCGCCGGCUCAGCAUUCCACGAUGAAGCUGACUAGGUUUCAGUGCUCCACUCUCUUCAGCUGAGCGGUAAGUUGUUCCUCGAUCAGCCAGCCAGCCAGCCCGGCCGGCCAGCAAGCCGAGGGACAAGGUUACCGCCGCCCGGCUACCACACCUGUGGCUCGCCGUCAGCCCGGCUCAAUCACUGAUAGAUAUCUCCUUAAGGACCUCAUUAUCUUUAAACUUUAUGAUACGUGCUUGCUUUUCUUCCCCCGUUUGACCUUGCAAGUGCAUUCUCGGUCUUUCUGAAGCGGGUUUCUGUUCAUUCUUAACAAGGGCGGCAAGCGAAAAGGCAUUAUCUGUUGGUUUUAGUUUCUAUCAGUCCAAAACCGGGUCUGGUGUGUACAAUGGUCUCCACCCACCCCCUUCAAUCAAUUAAUUAAUGUCUACGUUCUCGUGCUGACAACUAGCUUGGCUGCAGAGUAAGUCGCCUCUCCUGGUACACAAAUGCUCUCGGCUCAGCCGGACGCCAAAGCCAAGGGUUGUGCUGGCUGCAACCGGAAGAUUAAAGACCGCUACCUGCUGAAGGCACUCGACAAAUACUGGCAUGAAGACUGCUUGAAAUGUGCCUGCUGUGACUGUCGCUUGGGCGAAGUGGGAUCCACGCUUUACACCAAAGCCAACCUCAUUUUAUGCCGCAGAGAUUACCUGAGGUUGUUUGGCGUGACGGGCAACUGCGCCGCAUGCAGCAAGCUGAUUCCCGCCUUCGAGAUGGUCAUGCGGGCCAAGGACAACGUUUAUCACCUGGACUGCUUUGCCUGUCAACUCUGCAAUCAGAGGUUUUGUGUCGGAGAUAAAUUCUUCCUCAAGAACAAUAUGAUUCUGUGCCAGACGGACUACGAGGAAGGUUUGAUGAAAGAAGGCUACGCAUCGCAAGUCCGCUGACCUCCUGAGCCCCUCCAUCAGAUUUGUUCUAAGCACUAACUUCCAUACGGUUUACUUAACAUGUAAAUAUAAAUUGAAACAGGAACUAAUAGAAAUAGACGCAUGGUACGCAGAGCUGGUGGCCGUGUUUGGAAGGAAAAUGGGAAGAAAACAGUAUAUAGUCAUUUUGUUCCUGUUCCAAGUUGAAUGUCUUAGACCUCCUGUAUAUAUUGGGCUUUGUCAUGAGGGAGAUGAAUCCCUUUUAUUCUUUGCCGCUUAUAGUUUAUAAUUUUUCUUUUAAUUUGGCAUGAGAUGUUUAUUUUGAAUGACUCUUGUACAUAGUAUAUUGUAAUAUUUGAAGCGCAAAUGUAAUACAGUUUUAUUGUGUUCACAUUUGUGUUCAUUCCUUUUGUUUCCUGGUACAGUUGCAUUUAGUACAAUCAGUGUUCAGAUUUAUUGUAUAAUUGAUUAUGCUUUCUGUAUUCUAUUAACUAUUUUAACUGAGGUGUCACUUUCUAUUAAAAUUGUCAAAACUGCAA